GGAGGCGACGUCGAGGAGCGAAGAUGUGAGAGGACGGCAUCGUCACGGCAAGGCCCAGUGCCACGCGAGCGCAAACCUUAUUUAUAUAUUUAUCCUGCAUUUGUUGUACACUCUCGCACACGCCUCUCUUACAGCCAGCGUCGGCCGACGCGCUAAUUGCAAUUGCUUGACCCGCCCCGUCGUCGUCGUCGUUCACCAGCCGUUCUGAUUUGUCGGCAAACACGCAGCCCAACAUGAACAAGACAGUCCAGGACUUGACCGCCGGUACUGCGGGUGGCAUUGCCCAGGUGCUUGUGGGGCAGCCUUUCGAUAUCGUCAAAGUGCGCAUGCAAACGUCGGCUAAGGGGACGUACACCGGCAUGAUGGACUGCGCCGGGCAAAUCUUCAAGAACGAAGGACCAUUGGCGUUCUACAAGGGAACGCUGACCCCGCUCCUAGGCAUAGGCGUGUGCGUCUCCAUCCAGUUCGGCGUGCUGGAGUACACGAAACGUUACUUUGGGCAACGGAACCGGGCGAAUGGGACUGGGGGCAGCGAUGGCAUGACGCUUGGCGCUGGCCAGUUGUUCACGGCCGGAGUGCUCGCUGGGAUAGCGAACGGUGUCGUCUCUGGACCAGUGGAGCACAUCCGUAUCCGCUUACAAACCCAGAGCGACAAGAAUCGCGUGUAUAACGGGCCGUUCGACGCCAUGAAGAAGAUAUACGCGGCGCACGGCAUCGCCGGAAUCUACAAGGGUCAGGUUGCCACCCUCAUCCGUGAAGCGUCCGGUUACGGCAUCUAUUUCCUGACAUACGAGAAGCUCGUACAAUGGGAGAUGGCGAAGAAGGGCAUCCGGCGAGACCAAAUUAGCGCCGCGAACGCCGUCUUGUACGGUGCCGCUGCGGGGUACGCGCUCUGGGCGAUCAUCUACCCGAUAGACGUGAUUAAAUCGCGGAUGCAGACCGAUGGGUUCUCCCCGGCCACGGGGCAAAAGUACAAGUCUACAAUGGACUGCGUGCGCACUGUAUGGCGCGCGGAGGGCGUUCCCGCCUUUACUCGAGGACUCGGACCUACAUUGAUCCGGUCUCCGUUCGCAAACGGCGCUACCUUCCUUGGGUUUGAAUUGGCGAAUCGCGCGCUCAACUCGUGGUCAGCCUCGUGAAGCCUUGUUAAAUCUCGCUUCCUUGCUACGCGUUUGCUCGGAUCGCAUGCUAUAGAUUAUGUUAUAUGCUCCUGUGCCAUAAUGUCAGUCCUACCAAUAUUACGCACCAUAGAGCAC
Punctularia strigosozonata HHB-11173 SS5 is the source of this 1256-nucleotide messenger RNA. RefSeq names its product mitochondrial carrier. Gene Ontology annotation, biological process: mitochondrial L-ornithine transmembrane transport. The coding region runs from base 234 to 1139 and encodes 301 amino acids. The transcript is spliced from 7 exons. Lineage: Eukaryota; Fungi; Basidiomycota; Agaricomycetes; Corticiales; Punctulariaceae. Gene Ontology annotation, molecular function: L-ornithine transmembrane transporter activity. The record is from RefSeq and is a predicted model, not a curated record.